ACUGUCACAUGGACCGGGGAAGGAUUUGGGGCCGCGGGUGUGGGUAGCUACCUGUUUUUCCAGUCCGGAUUGAAAACUGAAAAGUUUCAUGCCUUUGGAAUUUGAUUCUUGAAGUGGGCUUUGAUUCGAAAUCCACUCUUAAGAACGCUUUUCCUGUCGUCAGGAAUCUAUGAAUAAGCCCCCCUCCUCACUUCCAACCUUGACCCCUCCCUUGUAACAAAGAAGAAGUUAAGGACAACCACUUCACACAAUAAGCACCUCUGACAGUGCAUGUAUACAACUGUGGUUCCACAUCUCUGCUGAAAAGAGAGAGUUACUCCAAACUCUGGUCUCUGGGUCUUGGGAGGCAUGAAUUUAUUGAGACUGAGAGAGUUGUUUCUGAACAAAAUAGAAGAAAGCAAGAUAUCAUCAUAAGGAAAACCAGUCAGUAAAACUGUCUACAUCACAUCCAGAAGAGAGAGGACACAAAAAUGACUGAGAAUGGAUAUAGAAAUCCUCAAGAAGAAUGUCAAAUGAAAGAGAAUCUGGAAAAAGACCCAACAGUGAUUCCUCAGGCUCAGGAGACUAUAACGGUAUCAGGUGUCAUUGAAGAAACUCAGGCUGGAUGUCCUGUUUCUGGACUUAAGGAUGUCAUGGAGGUAGAAACAAUAGGGUCACAAAGCCUGGAUGCAGAAAGUAAAUCUGCAAGUGCUGGUGAAACAGAUGAAGGGGACUCGCCAGAGAUGGAACCAGAGCAGGAGGAAAGCCAGAAUGAUCCCAGUGGUAAACAAGAGUAUCCUCACAAUUCAGAAGGAUCAUGUGAAAGACCCUUGGAUCUAAACACUAACAGUUCUUUAAAUGAAAAGGAAAGUCCAGCCCUUCCCCAGGAGAACAGCUCUGCAGUUCUCAGAGAAGAUAAUGAAAGAUCCAGUACUCCCCAGGACACCGUGGAAACACAGAGCUCAGUUCCUACUGAAGAAGCACUAGAAAAUGAUGUUAUGGUGAGGAAACGAGUUGGAGUACAAGAGGUUAAAAGUCAUCACCAAGAACAAGUGGAAACACACACACCGGAAGAAAGCAAGGAGAGGACCCAGGAUGUGGGAAAGAACCUUGAAAAGAAUCUCUGGAGCAAAUUAGCUGCUUAUUCCAAAAUUACAAAAAGUAACUCAAAAUAUACAUUUAUAGGACCUGUCAUUGGUCUUUUGGCUGUAUUAAUUUCUGUGGUAUUCAUCAUUUCCUGGUUUGGCAGCUUCUCACCCCAGGCCCAGCAUGUGCCAAAAAACCCUGCUUUGGAAGCCUUUUUGGAUCAGUUCAGCCAAUUGAAGGACAAAUUUCCAGGCCAGAGCUCUUACCUCUGGCAGCGGGGACGCAAGUUCCUCCAGAAGCACCUGAAUGCUUCUAGUCCUACAGAGCCAGCCACUAUCAUCUUUACAGCUGCUCAGGAGGGGAAGGAGACCUUGAAGUGCCUGAGCCACCACAUUGCAGAUGCCUACACAUUCUUCCAGAAUGUCACAGCCAUCAGGAUCGAUGGUGCUCAGCGGACCUCCGAGGACAGUGACACCGUCAAGCUGUUGGUGGAUAUUGAGCUGACCACUGGGUUUGAGGUUGGACGAAAAGCAGCUGUGGUCCAUCGCUUCGAGUCCCUUCCUGCAGGCUCCACUUUGAUCUUCUACAAGUAUUGUGACCAUGAGAAUGCAGCCUUCAAGGAUGUUGCCCUGGUGCUGACAGUUCUACUAGAAGAGGAGACACUAGAUACAGGUGUGGGUCCAAGAGAAACUGAAGAAAAAGUGAGGGAUUUGCUUUGGGCUAGGUUUACUAAUUCAGACACCCCCAGCUCCUUCAAUCAUAUGGAUUCAGACAAACUGAGUGGCCUGUGGAGUCGCAUCUCCCACCUGGUGCUGCCAGUCCAGCCAGUCAAGAAGAUAGAAGAAAAGGGUUGUUUUCUAUAAUGCUAAGCACAGAAUUUUAUCAAGUACAGGCUUACACCGAGGACAGUGUAGGCAUGAUUGGUCUUUGAAAAUUUCUGAGAGAACCACUCUGAAAAGUAGCAUAUUAAUUCUAGGACAAAUUUGCACUUUCUAAAUCUUUUUGCCUCUUGUUAAAGCUUCCUAAAUGAAAACUGAUGAAACCAAUCAGGUCUGAAUGCAGCACAAUACUUUUUUCAAUUGAAAGUUCUUUUUACAUAUGAAAAGAUAACAUCACAAGUCACUGCAUUAGGAGAAUAUUCUUACUUCCAAGAGUUAACUACAGGGUCUUCAUUAUUGUCUCAAGUGAGAACAUAAGAAGGUAUCUUCUCAUCAGAGAGUUAGUGUUUGCUUCUAGAGGACUCUGGCCAAACAGACUGCAAAGUCUUGUUGAAGUAGACAGCACCAGGUAGCUAAGCUUUAAAUGAUCAAUGGCCUUUGAAAGUGAGACAGACCAAGGGCCAGGUUUCCAGAUGAGUUGUUGCACCCAGAACUCUGACAUCGCACUAUCUGGUGAGCUGUUUGUGAUAUGUGUGACCUCAUGAUGGGGCUAGUGUUUCUCUUUUUUGGGGGCCACCCCAUUUCUGUGUGUUCACAGAGACACUUAAGAAAGCAUAGAGAACAGUAGUCGAAUGGAUCAAAGGGGUGGAAAGAUCUGGAAUUUGUCAAGAAAAGAAGAUGCUGGGGUAAACUGAGGUGCAUUAUUGACAUUUAAAAAGAGAACCUAAGGAUUUAGGAAAGCGUUUUUGGAAUAAGUAUAGUGGGAGAAAAUACAUAGACUUUUAAAUCAAGUCUUUUUUUUUUUUUUUUAGUUAGACUCAGUUUGGCAGGAGGUGGCCAAGCUUGACUGGUUUAUAUUUGUAAUUUUUUUGACUUAACGAUGGAAUCUCAUACAAGUGAGGUUAGAUAUGAACAGAAGCUUAAAGCAUUAGUGGCAGUUAAUAGGCUCGUAGAUGUAACAGAAAAGCAUAAAGAAAAAGAGGCAGAAAAGGUAAUCUAGUAUGUUUUGGUUCUCCCAGUAUUUACAUAUCAUAGGUGGCCUCAAUAUAAGUAAAACCAAUGGUGCCUUGAAGAACUAUCACAUUGGUCCACAGAAAUGAACUACCUCAGGUCAUCUAAGGGGAGAACUAGGCUGGAGCAUGCAUUUCUGUUAGGUCAGCACUUGAAACUGGGAUUAGUUCUUUUUUUCUUUAUUCAGUUCAACAUUAUUUUUCAUCACCUCCACUUUAAGAGGUAACCUAGAAUUCUUAGUGAUUUAUUCAUUGCUUUUGCUAAAAUGUAUACUUUUCUUCCCAUAUGAAGAUCAAAGUUAAUUCUCUCAAGAUAUUUGUCAAGUUUAUGUAUUCAAUUUCAAAGACCAUUUUAAUGAGAGCACUAUAUUAAGAGACCCUGUAUCUUCUUAUAUGAGUAAUAUAUUUUUUAAAGCUCAAAUCCACAUUUUUAAAAACAAAAACUGACCAAAGCCUGUAAUCUAUUGUAAUCUCUUAAAUUAUUCUCAACAGAUUCUUUUAAAUGCUAUUCAGAUUUUUAAAUUAGCUGUUCAUGCUACUUCAUGUUUCAUAAAUGCUUAUAAUAUGUUACUUGCUUGACUUACAGAAUUGUUUCUUGGACGUAUGACAUAGUACAUGAUAUAUGACCUGUAGUCUUAUAUUUUUUAUGUAUGCAUCUGAAAUAUUUCCAGGUAACAGUGAAUUUAAAAAACAAGCAUAUCCCCAUAAACCAAGCCUUUAAUAUUAAGGUUGCAAAAGAAACCAGGAGUCAUAAAUCUCGUCUGUUAAUUAAGACUCUUCCUUUAUCCUGAAUUUCAGUUGUAUGUCUAGUGACUAUUAGUACACUUGCAAAAAAAGAGGUUACUACUAUCAAAUUUAUCCAGGAGAAGUUCCUAAUAUCCUUGAGCUAGAGUCACUAGAUGACUUUGCAAAUGUGCCUUCUCUCUGCUAAAUUCUAGAUCUCAGAUUGUAACAUAUCUAAUGAUGAUUCAAAUUCCCCAAGCCCUACUGAAGAUGACUUUGUUAAACUCAUUUCCACUUAUACUGACCUUUACCUCUGACUCUGUAUAAUGGUAUUUCUCAGACCUUUUUAUUUUUUUUCCAAAAUAAAGAAUACAGCGUACUAAAUUAAGCCAUAUGAGAGCGAACCCAGUGUCUUCUAAAACCUCUUUGUAUUUGAAGGAUAAUUUGCAGAUAAUUAGCAAAGAACUAUGUAGCUCAUAUAUUCAUCCCUUCCCUUCCCAAAUUGACCCCUUUCUUCCCAAAUCAUUUCUAGUGUGUUUUUCAACUUGUCUUUAUUUUCUGGAAAAAUCUAUAGACUGGUUACUAUAAUCCAAGAAACAUCCUUAUCUUUCCCUUGUUGAAAGAGCCAAACAAUAGGUUAAGAAGGAAUGCCAUUGUGGACAGUAUGUUGACCCUCGAACCAAAUACAUUCAAUGAUGUAAACUAGAAGAGUGGUGUUCAUAUUAAUAUCAAAAUUCCUGAUAUCGCCUGAGUCCUUUCACAAUUUCACCAUUGCAUAAAAGUUGCUGCUUUUGCAUUUAUCUCUCUUGGCUAAUAAAGAAUGUGCCUUAUUCAAUAUAAUUUGUCAUAACCAAAAAUAAAGCCCAGUAAUUUAUUCUAA
Molecule: messenger RNA, 4556 nt
Organism: Trichosurus vulpecula (common brushtail)
Lineage: Eukaryota; Metazoa; Chordata; Mammalia; Diprotodontia; Phalangeridae
Gene: TOR1AIP2
Product: torsin 1A interacting protein 2
Exons: 6
Coding region: 471-1928 (485 amino acids)
Biological process (GO): membrane organization; endoplasmic reticulum organization
Cellular component (GO): membrane; endoplasmic reticulum
Molecular function (GO): ATPase activator activity
Source: RefSeq, a predicted model, not a curated record